Molecule: messenger RNA, 813 nt
Organism: Clonostachys solani
Lineage: Eukaryota; Fungi; Ascomycota; Sordariomycetes; Hypocreales; Bionectriaceae
Source: the annotation of a GenBank genome assembly
AUGAAGAACUCACUACUGUUCUUGAUUGCGCUACUUGCCCACCGGGGGCGAUGCGGCCCCAAGCCCUUGCUGCAAUGGGACCCCGAAACAGCAAAAGACUGCGUCGAUUGGUACGACAACUCUGGUGAUGAGUCAUGCGAGUCUGUCAGAGACUAUUUUAGUAUCACCCCCGAGCAGUUUUUUGAAUGGAACCCGUCGGUCGGGCUCGAUUGCGGGAGGUGGGAAGAACAGUCAUAUUGUAUCGUUACGCAGAGGCGGCUGGAAACGGAAUCACCAAAGCACACACUGACAACGGCAACUUCAACCUCGAAGAAUAUCCCUGACAAAACGAGCUCAACGUCAACCGCAUUGCUUCCAUCCCCAACCUCUUGGAAAGCAAGAGGGUGCUACGACGAUGACGAUAGUGAAUUUCCCGUCCUAGAGUAUAAACUUAGUCCGGACGGAGGAAACACUGACCUGACGAUCCCCAAAUGCGAGGACUCAUGCUACCGCCGUGGUUUCAAAUUUUCUGGUGUCCGGGAGGGCAAUCAGUGUUGGUGCAGUACCUUCGUGGGUGGCGAGUGGACGAAAACCCAGGCCGAUUGCAAUAUACCGUGCUCUGGCGACAGCAACACCAUUUGCGGUGGAAAACAACUUGUCAAUGUCUUUGAAGCCCUGGAAAAUAACGUGAGCCUCACUGGAACGAUUACGACCGGAGCAACCCAGACCAUCACCAGCCAAGCCAGCCAAAGUCAGACAAGUCCUAGCCAAUCUCUUGCUAGCCAAACUAUGGACUCGGGCGCCAGGAGGAAUCUAGGACUGCUUUUUUUCUAG